GUACAAGAAAACACAUGAGACCCUGAGCCAUGCAGGCCAAAAAGCAACAGCAGCUAUCAGCAACGUAGGAACAGCUAUCAGCAAGAAGUUUGGAGAUAUGAGAUCUCAUUCAAUUGGUUACUCCAUUCGCCAUUCCAUAAGCAUGCCUGCAAUGAGGAAUUCUCCAACUUUCAAAUCAUUUGAGGAGAAGGUUGAGACCACUGUCACAAGCCUUAAGACCAAGGUUGGUGGGACAGGCCACCCAGGAGGCAGUUUUGAAGAAGUUCUCAGCUCUACAGCCCACGCCAGUGCUCAGAGCUCUCUUGCUGGCACCCGACUCCCUGAGAGUGAAGAAGAGCUUCAGUGUUAA
This is a messenger RNA of Acanthisitta chloris (rifleman), 349 nucleotides long. Its product is annotated as tumor protein D53 homolog. Gene Ontology annotation, cellular component: cytoplasm. Gene Ontology annotation, biological process: positive regulation of MAP kinase activity; positive regulation of apoptotic signaling pathway. The annotation marks the transcript as partial. The transcript has 5 exons. Lineage: Eukaryota; Metazoa; Chordata; Aves; Passeriformes; Acanthisittidae. The record is from RefSeq and is a predicted model, not a curated record.